AUGUCCUUGAAAGCUUGGUUGGGAAUCGACAAAUUGCAAAAAUUCCAACAAAUUGUUAAGGAGAUUGGUGGAGUUCGAGCGGUUCUUCGCAAGCGAUAUUUGUGAGUUGGACAUUUUUGUAAUUUCUAAAAUAUCUUUCAAAAAAAAGUGGUCUAGAGUUAGCCCAAGUCAUUUUUUGCCACGUAUGUUUAUAAAAAAUCCCUGAUGAAAAAUAUAGUCAAAUUAGGCCAGUUUUUGAAAAUUUCUGAUUUUCGAAAAAAAUGUUUUUUAAACAUCGAAAGGUCAGGUCAAUUCACGAAAAGUCAAAAAUUGUCGAAAAAACAUUGUAGGUCAGAAUUAGUUUUUCGAGUUUUUCAGCCAAAAAUGAUGACAAAUCGAUAUUUUUCAAGCUUCUGGAGUAAUUUCUGAUUGAAAAUGACCUUGGAAUUCACUUUCCAGAAAAAGCAAAAUAGGGUUCUCAGAGCUUAUUUUCAUCAGAAAUUACUCCAGAAGCUUGAAAAAUAUUGAUUUGGAAUCAUUUUUGGCUGAAAAACCUUGAAAAACUAAUUUUGACCUACAAUGUUUUUUGGACAUUUUUUGACUUUUCGUGAAUCGAUCUUUCAAUGUUAAAAAACAUUUUUUCGUUCGUGAAUCAGCCCUUUUGCAUCAUUAUCAAGCCAAAUUUCAAGAUUUCAGGCUGAAAUUGAUUGGAAUUCAUUAAGUGAGCAUUUAUUUAGUACUGUCCAAAGAAAAUUCUAUUUUUUUGGGUCAAAAUUUGUAAAUCUGGAAGCUUUUCCAGUUUUACAAAUGCAUUUUAUCAAGCCAAAUUUCAAGAUUUUUGGCCUAAAUUGAUUGAAAUUCAGGCUUGUGCCGGAAAUUUUCCGAAUUUCCGGAUUUUCCGGUUUUUUCGAGGAAAAAUCAAUUUUCCAGUUUACCGGAAAAUGAAUUUUAGUAGUAAUAUCUUCAAUAUUGCCUAAAUUUUGGGAAAAUUUCUCAUUUUGUGAUGAAAAAAAAAUGAAAUUUUUGGAAUUUUUCAAAUUUUACCAUUUUUUGAACGUAAAACGUCUCAAAUAGUUACUAAAUUACCUGUGAAUAGAAGAAUUGUAGUUAAAAUAAGUUUUAGACCUUGAAAAAUUUUCCGGAUUUUUUUAAAAUAGAGCUCAAAAUAUUCAAAAUUGUAGGGAUUUUGAAAAUUAUCCGUUUCAAAAAAUCUUGAUUUCUAGGAUGGAUGUAACCCGUGUCGGAACAUUGGUCGGCAACGACAAAUACGGCAAUCGUUACUACGAGAAUAACGAGUAUUUCGUUCCCCGAAAUCGUUGGGUCGAAUUCCCCGACAAAGUCUGGUUGGACUACGACGCGUCGCAAGUUCCGCCAGAAUGGCACUCGUGGCUUCAUCACAUCACCGACUCGCCACCAACUGUUCAAGAACCAUUGACCCAAAAAUUCUCGUUGGAUCACAAAGAGAAUACCAGCAUUUAUGCGGAUAAGAAAUAUAUUCCAUAUUCGACAACUCGAACCAAAGUUCAAGCAUGGACACCAGGACAAAAACCAAAUUUUGAUUAA
Molecule: messenger RNA, 1542 nt
Organism: Caenorhabditis angaria
Lineage: Eukaryota; Metazoa; Nematoda; Chromadorea; Rhabditida; Rhabditidae
Source: the annotation of a GenBank genome assembly